This is a messenger RNA of Aspergillus melleus, 735 nucleotides long. RefSeq names its product mago nashi family protein (gene MNH1). The transcript is spliced from 7 exons. Gene Ontology annotation, biological process: RNA splicing. Gene Ontology annotation, cellular component: nucleus; exon-exon junction complex. Gene Ontology annotation, molecular function: ATP binding. Lineage: Eukaryota; Fungi; Ascomycota; Eurotiomycetes; Eurotiales; Aspergillaceae. The record is from RefSeq and is a predicted model, not a curated record. The coding region runs from base 69 to 533 and encodes 154 amino acids.
GUUCGACUUGCUCUUCGUCGAGUCUUUACCACCACCUUAGCUAUCUUUUUGGGUUCUUACCAUUGACCAUGUCGAAUCAGAACGAGCCGUUCUAUCUCCGUUACUACUCAGGUCACUCUGGGCGGUUCGGACAUGAAUUCCUGGAGUUCGACUUCCGCACUCUAGGCGAUGGCCGUAGCGCCGCCGUCCGAUACGCGAACAACUCCAACUACCGCAAUGACUCUCUGAUCCGCAAGGAGAUGUGCGUGAGUGCGGCGAUGAUCCAGGAGGUCAAGCGCAUCAUCAAGGAUAGUGAGAUCAUAAAGGAGGAUGAUUCCAAAUGGCCGCAGAAGAACAAGGAUGGACGACAGGAGCUGGAAAUCCGAAUUGGGAAUGAACAUAUUUCUUUCGAGACCGCGAAAAUCGGCUCGUUGGUGGAUGUGACCGAAUCGUCAGAUCCUGAAGGUCUGCGAGUGUUCUAUUAUCUCGUGCAAGACCUGAAGGCUCUCAUUUUCUCACUCAUUUCUCUCCAUUUCAAGAUCAAACCUAUCUAAUCACCUGGACGAGGGCUGAAACUGGCUGAGACAAAAACCGGGCGUUUGAAGAGGUGGGCGAGGUCUCAAAUUAUGGGCGACCGAGUCGCAAAGCGGUGAUGACGCAAUGCUAGAUUGACUACGUACGGAGCAGACAUCAAUACCCAUUUUAUUGUACGGAAGUGCAUACAUAUGUCAGUAGACUACUACCACGUAAGAGGGG